Molecule: messenger RNA, 2499 nt
Organism: Coffea eugenioides
Lineage: Eukaryota; Viridiplantae; Streptophyta; Magnoliopsida; Gentianales; Rubiaceae
Product: G-type lectin S-receptor-like serine/threonine-protein kinase SD2-5
Exons: 1
Coding region: 1-2499 (832 amino acids)
Biological process (GO): protein phosphorylation
Molecular function (GO): protein serine/threonine kinase activity; ATP binding
Source: RefSeq, a predicted model, not a curated record
AUGGAUGUAGAGCAGAGAUUACUUUUUGCCAUUUUUCUUUCUAGUUUGCUUCUGUCUUCCUUGCCAUCUUUGACAGCCCAAAAAGAAAAUUACAAUUCAACUGCCUAUCUUCCUGCUUCCUGGAUCAACCUGGCCUCUGAGUCCCUGAUGAUCAAUAGCACAGGUAGUAUUAUAGUGAUACCCGUCCUUCUGAGAGGAAGUGAAGGACCAAGGUAUGUGUGCGGCUUCUACUGUAAUACGGAAGGUAAUCAAUGCCUCUUUGGAGUCCUCAUUUCUCAAAGCAGGUGGAGUAAUGAUGAAUAUCUGCAGUCCCCGGAAUUAGUCUGGUCUGCUAACAGGAAUAAUCCAGUUCAGAGUAAUGCAACAUUGCAACUUAGGCAAGAUGGAGAUCUGGUCCUGGCAAAUUCUGAUGGCACCUUAAUAUGGUCCAGCAGUACAAGAGGAAAGCCGGUUUCUGGAUUGAAGUUGACAGAAAUGGGAAACCUUGUGCUAUUUGGCUCCAAGAAUGAAUCCAUUUGGGAGUCUUUUGAUCAUCCCACCGACUCGUUACUUCUGGGACAGAAGUUGGGUCCUGGGCAGAAGCUGAGAGCUAGCGAUUCAGCAACCAAUUGGAGUCAAGGUCGGCUUUCUCUUGCUGUUGGCUCUGAUGGUUUAUCAGCUUAUAUAGAGUCUGAUCCGCCACAAAGAUACUAUGUGUCUGGCAUGAACAGCUAUCCUUAUUAUGAGUUCCGAAAUGGAAGCUUAAACGACUUGACAAUUCCUCCUGCAUCAGGAGCGCAAUUCAUAAAGUUUGAGCCUGAUGGGCAUUUAAAGGUAUAUCAGUGGAGAGAGAUAAGAUUUAUGGAGGUUAUUGAUCUUUUGGACCCAUAUGUUGGUGAUUGUGGAUAUCCAAUGGUCUGUGGCAACUAUGGUGUCUGUUCAAAGGGUCAAUGUGGUUGUAUUGAAACAACCAAUGACCAAGAGAAAAGCUAUUUCAGCCAAAUAAAUUUCAGACAACCCAAUCUUGGAUGCUCACGGAUCACUCCAAUUUCCUGUGAUGACUCCCGUGAUCAAACUCUUCUGGAGCUAUCAAAUACAUCUUACUUUGCGGUUGAUUCAAGCUUAGACAAAGCAAAUAUGGGAAUGGAGGACUGCAAAAGUAAGUGUCUAAGCAACUGUUCAUGCAAAGCAGCUGUCUUUUAUUAUACAGAUCAAAGGGAUAGUGUUCUAGAAAGCAACGGCAAUUGCUUAUUGCUAAAUGAAGUUUUCUCUAUUAUUAACAAUGAGGAUAAUAGAGGACCUUCUUAUAAUACAACUCUCCUUGUUAAGGUGCAAGAUGUUUACGUCCACUCCUCGUCAUCAUCGUCGUCGUCGUCGGAUAUUAAACUAACCAUACUGGGAUGUACAUUUGCGGUUUUGGCUUGUGUAGUAAGUUUAAUCUGCUAUUGCCUGCUUCUUUUAAGGAGAAUAUUAGAGGAUUCCGAAGAACCUGAGGGGCAUUUUCUGAACCAGGUACCAGGAAUGCCUACAAGAUACUCCUAUGAGAAGUUGAAAUCAAUGACAGAAGAUUUUAGCAAAAAACUUGGGGAAGGAGGAUUUGGUUCAGUUUAUGAAGGGGUACUAAGUAAUGGCACGAAGAUAGCAGUCAAGUGUCUUGAUGGUUCGGGUCAAGUGAAGGACUCAUUUUUAGCGGAAGUGCAGAUAAUUGGUAGCAUCCACCAUGUCAACUUGGUAAAACUCAUUGGUUUUUGUUUUCAUAAAUUGCACCGGCUUUUGGUUUAUCAAUACAUGGCUAACGGAUCUUUGGAUAAAUGGAUCUGUGGUGGAAAGAACAACCAAUCUCUUCCAUGGAAUGCAAGGAGAAGAAUCAUCACAGACAUUGCUAAGGGAUUGGCUUAUCUCCAUGAAGACUGCAGUCAGAAAAUAAUUCAUUUUGACAUAAAACCGCAAAACAUCCUUUUAGAUCAAAAUUUCAAUGCAAAAGUUGCUGAUUUUGGAUUGUCAAAGCUAGUCGAAAAGGAUCAGAGCAGAGUUAUUACAAGGAUGAGAGGAACACCAGGGUAUUUGGCUCCUGAAUGGUUGAGCUCAGUGAUCACGGAAAAAGUGGAUGUUUAUAGCUUUGGCAUCGUUAUGCUGGAAAUCAUUUGUGGGCGGAAGAAUGUGGAUUGGUCUAAGAUCGAGGAAGACAAGCAUUUGCUUAGUAUUUUCAAGAGGAAAGCAGGAGAAGAAAGACUUCAAGACAUGGUCGACAAGAAUAAUAUGGACAUGCUAAUCCACGUUCAAGAAGCUGUGGAGAUGAUGGAGAUUGCUGCAUGGUGUCUGCAGAGCGAUUUCACCAAGAGGCCUUCAAUGUCAUUGCUUGUUAAGGUACUGGAUGGUUUGGUAGCACCUGAAACCAAUCUGGAUUAUGACUUCACAAAGCCAUCCGUAGUUGAAACAGGAGCAGCUGGUCAUCUAGUAAUUGAAGCUGAAAAUAUUGCUAGUCAGCUGUUGCCUUCAGCUUUAUCUGGACCGAGGUAG